CAAGGCUCAAAUUGAUGUGGACUGCGUAGCCCAUUCGUCCCUCGUAGCUCGAGCCGUACGGCAAUGGGUGUCAAUGACGUCCUGAUCCCACCCUGUGCUCCGCGAUAUCGUCCACUAGAUCCACCAGAGCUGGAUGUGGAUUUGCUCAGCUUCGUGCUGCCGCCGGCCAUGGAUAUUGAUGCGGGCUAUCAGUUUGAACGGCCCCCAAUCGAUUCGAAGCCCAUUCUGCAGCUGGCAACUUUUGAAAGUGCCUGGAGCGAAGACAAUGCGAAUGGCGAGUUCCUCCCAGAGGCUAAGAUCGGCUCUAUGCUCUUUCAGGUGAUGAUGGCUUUGAUCCCGGAGAAUGCGACGCCUGUCAACAAGGCCAAGGACGGAGGUGGCCGCCUUCCAAAGGAAGUGCGGCCGCGUGCGCCCCGGCUGAAGCCGUCCCCGCUUCCAUUCACCUUGGAAGAGGUCCCUGAAAUGAGCCUGCCCCUCGCUGAGGAUACGGAUACAGAUGUCUACGCGGAGCUUGAGCAGUUGAAGCCGAUGAUCAGCUUCCAGGAACCAGCACAUGCAGGGCGACCAGGCUUUCUGGGGUGGCUUCACAACGCGGAAACUCUUGAGACGAGCACUGCGUUGGAGAAGAAGCUCGCCUUGGAUGCGGAGAAACGUCCGAGGGCAUCGACAUGUUCCACUUGCGUGACGCUUUCAGACUUUGACGGUCCCAGGUCCAAGAAAGAAGUCGAGGGCUGUCGGCUCGUCUAGACUGAAAGUCGCGGGAUGCUCCCAUGAUUCUCCAAAGAGACACCCAGGCCAAAGGGCAUCGUUGAUGGGCGAUGUGAGGCGUAUCGAUGAUUUCCUUUUAAGCAAUGGCAAUUUUCUGCAAGCAGAGCCUAUAGGGUUCAUGACACGCUCUUUGUUUGUGAGCGGUGCGUACUUUUGGCAGCCCAAAAGAUUGUGAUCUUCCUAGAGUGAUCCUUCUUGACGCCUGUGCAGGAGCUCAGGAGCUCUGAAAGAUGUUGUUGUCACGAAUCCCAGUUGGUGGCUGGAGAGGGUACAUUGAGUUAGCUCUCUGGCCACGAUAUAGAUGCUUCCGAGGUGCAACUUGCCGAUGUGCUACUGCGCCUGAGAGUUGUUUGGGAGAAACCGAGGGCUUACUUUGUGUGCGUGCACCUACACGCAUGCGGGUGCUGAACA
Molecule: messenger RNA, 1179 nt
Organism: Effrenium voratum
Lineage: Eukaryota; Dinophyceae; Suessiales; Symbiodiniaceae
Source: the annotation of a GenBank genome assembly